Molecule: messenger RNA, 3767 nt
Organism: Anopheles cruzii
Lineage: Eukaryota; Metazoa; Arthropoda; Insecta; Diptera; Culicidae
Gene: Rnb
Exons: 3
Coding region: 1-3372 (1123 amino acids)
Biological process (GO): anatomical structure morphogenesis
Cellular component (GO): cytosol
Molecular function (GO): protein binding
Source: RefSeq, a predicted model, not a curated record
AUGGACGAAGGCAAGUUGGUAAACGUGCUAAAUGGCAUACAGAGGGCGAGCGACAAGAAUGCGAUCUACCGCAAUUUGGUCAUCAUCCGGACGCACUACGUAAACAGUGAAGGAGGAAUUAUGCUGCUGUCGGCGGGCGGAGGGAUCAAGGUGCUGGUUAAUUUGCUUACCAAACCUUAUGAAAAGGUCAUAGAGGUUGUACUGAGCAUUCUGGGCAACUGCUGCACGAAAAAAGAGUGUUGCAAACAGGCUUUCGACUGUGGCAUACUGAAUCCGUUGAUCUCAAUCAUUUCCAACAUUCCCAAUGCCAGCAUUCAGUGUCGCGGAUGUCGGUUGUUGGGCAACCUGGCCCAACAUGACCCAAUUAGUCACCGAAUUGCACGCGACAAUGCCACGACGACCGGGUACGCGCUUAGCUCGAUCCUAUCGGAAUCGGAAAACACCGCCGUUUUGAUCAUGGUAAUCCGGGCCAUCCGGCAGCUGUGGCGCGAAAAAGCGAUCCGCCAAACGCUUCUGGAGCAAGGCUGCAUCGGCAAGAUAGUGCUGUUACUCGUACGAUACGCACAGGUCGAGUGUGAUGCGUUGAUGCAAGCGGGGUCCGAGGAAAACCCGAUUCUUCCCUCGAACGAUGGAAACGACGGAGAGAAGGUCGUUCUGAAACAUUGGCAUGCCCCGGAUCGCAUGGUGACGAAAGAAAAGUUUAACAAUAUCGUGCGCAACAUGGAACACAGCCAGCUGUGCGAUAUAGUCGGCUAUCAGGUGAUUCAGAACUACCGCUGGAAGGAUCGGCACGACUUUAAGCUGCCCGAAACGGACGAAACGGUGAAGCUGUUCGACAGUGCGCUCAAAUCUCUUCAGAUGAUCACCACCACCGUGCUGCCGCAGGUGGUGGACGAAAUCUACGGUGACACAGGCUCCGGACUCAAGUGCCUGGUGUACCUUUGCGGGGAGAACAGUCCAUUCCGUGCGCUUUCAUUGAAAGUGGUCUCCAAUUUGGCUGCCAAUCCCGAUGCAAUCGAUCGACUAACAGCUUGCGGAGUGAUCAAAAUGGCAGCUGAUCUUAUCAUGUAUGCCCGGUUAGAUGAGGCCGAAAAACGUUACUGCAUCAACAUGAUGUGCCUGCUAACAAAAGAGGCGUGCAACCGAGGCCACAUCCGACGCAGUGGUGCCCUGCAAGCGUUUAUGAAGAUCGCCAAGCAGUCCCACGAAAAACGCGAACAAGCGAUGAUCUUGUACGCGCUGUACCAGUACCGCUUCGAUAGCUUAAGCAACGAGAUUCUGCUCAGCAACGGCCUCGUCAGCUUUCUCGUGCGCAUUCUUAACGGUAUCAUCGCCGAUCGGGAGGUGGCGCACAUUCGGCACGACGAGGAAUCGGAAUCGCAACCAGUGCACACGAGUCUGUUUUCUAAGCGGCGAUCGAAUUACGCCAAGGCGGGCAAAGUACGGCGCAGUGAUCUACUGUUCCACUACAAAAGUGGUAACGGAUAUCAGCACCAUCGGGCCGCGAAACAAUCGAAGCUUGAUCCGUACUGUUCGGCACCGGAGUCACCCGAAAGUGGGAGCAGCGGGUACGCCAGCACAAGCUAUAGUGCGGGAAGAAGUCCAUCCACGAGUGUCGGAUCUAGUCCACCGCGACUGCCGGAAGAUGAAGCGUUUGGAGACGAAGCGGAAAUCUACUCGCCGGUGUGCAGUGACCACGAGCAGGAAGAUGAACCGGAUGACGCGAGCAGCAGGCGGGGAAGCAAUGCUACGAAAGGUUCGCCGCGGCUGGGCAGUGGUAACCUUCUCACCGGCGAUCCGGAAGAACCACCGGGAGCGAUGGAAGACGAUGAGCUACAAAGUGAGGAAGUGGAAGCGGUUGCGGAAGAUUCAAACGAUUUCGAUGUCGUGGCGUAUCUGAUCGAGGACAGCUCCAACGCCAAGUGGUUAGAUGCGGCCGACGAGCGGGAAACGUUGCUGGCGGAGGACGACACACAUCUCGCGAAUGGAAGCGGAUGCGUGAAAACGGCACGCAGUUUGGCCAGCACGGGCGAUGACUGCUGUAUCGACGAGCAUGAAAUGUUCAAAAUCGAGCUCGACAUCUCAACGGCGAAAACGUUUGAGAAGUAUCCAAUGCAGCCGACCCUUACUUUGUUGUGGUCGGUUUCGAAAUCCUUCCCGGGGCUGGAGUUCGUACAAAACGACACACUGGAAACGCUGUUAAAAAUUUGCAAACAAUCGAAGAAACCUCGCGGCCGUGCGUUCCAAACGCUCGCCAACAUUCUCAAGCAUGUGAACCACUUUUUGCCACUAUUGAAACAGGACUUUGUGUUUCGGUUGCACGAAAUGAAGGCACCCUAUCCGGCGCACGGGGCGCGCUGCUGGAGUUGCGAUGAGAUGCGUAGCGCGUGUAACGAUCUAAUGAUCCUGUUCGGUUCGGUCGGUGAAACCGGGUACGGGCAGGGUGAGAUCGCUCACAUCCUGCGGACAGGGGAGCGCGAUCUAAAGCUUCGCGUGUCGAUCAUCGUACUGUUUGUGGUGCGAGACACGCGCCUUCUCCACAAACUGCUGUUCGAUUUGCAAGUCCUCCAAGUGGUGAUGGACUUCAUCCUCGAGGAUGCUCCGUCGGCCGGUGCAACGAACGAUACCAUCGCAGAUAGGCAACGGCUGAGUGGAAUCGCGUGCUCGGCGAUCACGCGAAUGGCCCAGAAUCUGAACAUCUACGGCGAAGAGGAAGACACGGGAACGCCGAGCGAAAAGCUCGAAGCACAGGAAUUCGACAACACGCUCACCAUCUGCGACGAGUCGGCAACCGUCAACCCCGGGGAGAGAGUAACGUUCCGGGUGCGGAGCACCGCCAACGGACCACAAGAGUCGGUGCUCGUCAGCAAAGCGCUUCUGAUCGAGGGCAGCGAAGUGUUUCGCCGGAUGUUCGAUGGGGACCACUUUAUCGAAUCGCAAAACAACGAAGUGCACCUGCAGGAACCGAUCAGUGCGGACGGUUUGCGCUAUUUCUUCUAUCUCAUCCGCUUGCAAACGGUCAACAAGUUGACGGGAAUGGCGCCGCCACCCAAGGUAAUCGAAGCGAGUCUCGACGCGCUCAGCUUGGCGCAAAAGUACCUGCUGCCGGCGGUGGAAAAAUCGGUCCUCAACAUCGUGAAAACUCUACUCAACGACGACUGCGUACUGAACGUGUUCGAGUGGUCCCUGCGCAACUACAACCAAGAGCUGCUGGUCGCCUCGACCUACUACUUCUUGUACGCCGACAUCAACGGAGCGGCCAAAUGUAAGCUUUACCGCGCGGCGAAUCGAUCGUCGUAUCGCGACGAUUGGCGGCGACUGCUCACCGAAACAAUCCUUUUCCGCGUGCAACCGAAUUCGGAGCAACUUUAAAGCAAAUACCGUGAAGCAGUGGCUGAAGCUGGCUGAAAAUUCGAUCUACACCCAACAGAUCGAUAUCGAUGUGUUCAAAUGGCUUUGACUAUUCGCGUUUGGUAAACUUGCGCUGCCCUCCGUUGCUUUUAGCGAUACUUUUGUUUUUCUCGUUACUUUCCUAGUUCUUUACAACUUCGGUGGCCAGCACCCUGAGUGAUGCCAGCACCCUGCCCCGACAUUCCAUUAAUUGCAAUCAUUGCUGACAAUGGAAUAAGUCUUGUUAUUCGUUAUACUUUUAUUUACCUAUAUUCCUACUAUACGUCUUUCCUUUUCCUUCGAGCAGCCGAGCACCAUUUUAUAUCACUUGUCGAGGUUAAGAGUUUUUUUUGUAUAUGUUUAACAGGGAUUGUAUA